This is a messenger RNA of Thlaspi arvense, 813 nucleotides long. NCBI's taxonomy places the organism in Eukaryota, Viridiplantae, Streptophyta, Magnoliopsida, Brassicales, Brassicaceae. The record is from the annotation of a GenBank genome assembly.
AUGGUUGCCCUCCGCUGGCUCGAGAGAUGGGAGAAAGGAGCACUGGAGAAAGCUAAAAUUCGAAGACUAAUGUUGCAUAGCUUGGAAAAGAAGGGGAAGCCAAUUACGAAAAUGGUUUCCUAUUGUGCUUAUCACAGGGUUCCAAAUCCAGAUACUGUCCUUGUCAUGCAGACUCCAGUUGGGGUUUUUUCCACUAAAAACCUAGUUCAAGACAAAAAGCACCCUGGUUCACGGUUAAUUUCAUCCCACAGAUUGAAUAUUCAGGAAGCUCCAGCAACAGGAAGCAAUGAGUCUGAGCCAUUUUCUGCUGCACGAUGUCAAAUCUUUGAAAGAUUGAACCAUGAGAGGACGGGUGAACAUGCCAUUGCUCAUCGGGUGAUGGGACCUCGCCAUCACUUUUUAAGUGCAAUACAAGGAUUGAACAAGUUCAGAGUAGAUAUCCCUAUAACAGAGAAUAAUCGGGUUUGCUUUGGAAGAUCUGGAAUUCAUAGGUGGGGCCUUUUUGCACGCCAGAACAUCCAAGAAGGAGAGAUGGUUCUUGAAUAUCGUGGUGAACAAGUCAGGCGUAGUGUUGCAGAUUUGAGGGAGGCACGCUAUGGUGUGGAAGGCAAAGAUUGCUAUUGUAUGCCCAACUGCUACGCGAGGAUCAUGAGUGUUGGGCACGACGAGAGUAGAAUUGUGCUUAUUGCAAAGACCAACGUGACUGCCGGUGACGAACUAACGUAUGACUACUUAUUUGACCCGGACGAGUGUGAUGAAGUCAAAGUGCCCUGCUUGUGUAAAGCUCCAAACUGCAGGAAGUUCAUGAAUUAG